UAAAAUAAUAGUAUUUUCACUAGUUUGGUUAAGAAACGAAAACAAGAACCUCAUGAAACCACGAUAAAGCAUUACAACUUCCGUAUCUUAUUAGAAAUAGUAUUACUUUUGUUGACGAAUGUGGCUUGAGUUUAGAGUCUAAGAUUUAAAAAGCAAACUUUUUAGGACUUACUUUUUAUAAACAUAGUCGAUUUGAAGAAAAAACGUAUUUUCAGCUCGUUUUAUCUUUAUUUUUAAAAGUUUUGGAGUUGGACAGUCUUAGGGACAUAUAGUAUACUAUAGUAAUAGUAUACUGUAUAGGCUAUAGCGGGCAUCAUAAUGAGCCGUGGACAUACUUUAUCUGGAUCUAGCUCCAGUGAAGAUGAGAUACCAUCUUUCAAGCAACCAAUAAAGAAACGCCCCCACGAGUUAACAGCAUACCACUUCUCUAGAUCAGAUUCCAGUCAUGAUAGUGAUAAAGAUGAAGACUCUCCAGUGCCUUUAAAGAAAAAGUAUGGAUUGGACACAGGAUCAGAAAGCAUUAAAAACAAGGUUUCUUCUGUUGGUAAUGACUUUGCCAAACGGAUGAUGAACAAAAUGGGUUUUGAAGCUGGAAAAGGCUUAGGUAAAUAUGGCCAAGGCCGAACAGAUGUAGUGGAGCUUUCAAAGCAGCGUGGCCGAAGAGGUUUUGGUUUGCACCUGGAAGGAUUAGAACCAUGCAAUGUGUCAUGGGACUUUGAAGCAGAAAAGGUCUCUGCCGAAGAAAGGGUUUUAUGGAUGCCUGAGUGUCAUGAUGAUCCCCCUGAGAUGCAAGAGCUCAGACAGUGGAUGGUGGAAGGACCGAAAAAGUUGACCAUUGAUGAUGAAACACAUUUCUGUGACCCUGAAGUGUUGAAGAAUGUUUUAGGUUUGAAAACUGUAUUUGAUCAACUAGAGUCAGAAGAGAUGAGACGAGCAAGGACACGAUCCAAUCCAUUUGAGACAAUACGUGGUGUAAUUUUUCAAAACAGGGCUGCUAUGAAAAUGUCGAACAUGGAUGCUAUUUUUGACUUCAUGUUUACCAAUCCAACAGAUGAAAAAGGGAACUCCCUCAUUUUAAGUAAUGAACUGUUGUAUUUUGCUGACGUAUGUGCGGGACCGGGAGGUUUUUCAGAAUAUGUGCUGUGGAGGAAAGGCUGGCACGCAAAAGGUUAUGGUUUUACAUUGAAAGGGCCAAAUGAUUUCAAACUAGAAGAAUUUUUUGCAGGACCUCCAGAAACUUUUGAGCCUUACUAUGGUGUUGGUGGUGUUGAAGGUGAUGGUGAUAUCUAUGUUCCUGAGAAUCUCCGAGAGUUUAGAAGAUUUGUUAUGGAGAAUACUGAUGGAAGAGGGCUUCAUUUUGUUAUGGCUGAUGGAGGGUUUUCUGUGGAAGGACAAGAAAACAUCCAGGAAAUCUUAUCAAAACGACUUUACCUUUGCCAGUUUCUCUGUGCCUUGUCUGUUCUUCGAACUGGUAGGUAUCUGUUCUUCAAAUUUGUAAAUUUCACUAUUAGUUUUGAAUAUUUUGUCUCU
This is a messenger RNA of Limulus polyphemus (Atlantic horseshoe crab), 1530 nucleotides long. RefSeq names its product cap-specific mRNA (nucleoside-2'-O-)-methyltransferase 1-like. Gene Ontology annotation, molecular function: methyltransferase cap1 activity; nucleic acid binding. The transcript has 11 exons. The record is from RefSeq and is a predicted model, not a curated record. The annotation marks the transcript as partial. Gene Ontology annotation, biological process: 7-methylguanosine mRNA capping. NCBI's taxonomy places the organism in Eukaryota, Metazoa, Arthropoda, Merostomata, Xiphosura, Limulidae. Gene Ontology annotation, cellular component: cytoplasm; nucleus.